AGAAGAAGGAGACGAGGAAGAAGGGGUGGCGGCCGUGGCCGUAGCAUUACGGUAAUUACCAGCGUCACAUGACGGAAGUGCCAUUGUGUUAUAGCUCUUGGCAGGCUAAAGCUAAUCUAGCCGCUGUAGCGUAACGUUUCACAUCUCCGACGGAUUUUCUACCGGCAGCGCCCUGACUAAUGUCAACAAAUAUGCCAACGGACAAUCUGAAUCUCGAGUCACAGCUUUUAUCCAUCAUGGACGUGCUGGUGAAAGCGGCGGUGCUGGAAAUAAACCAGCUAUUCUCGGAGAGCUCAGCGUCCCUACGGCUGCACCUGAGCCAGAGUUUGAGGGACAACGAGAGCCUGAGGAUGAGGAUGAAAGCGAUGAGGAGCGAGAUCUUCUCCCUCCGCCUGCAGACCAGGAGCAAUCGGCCGGCCAGCCGUUUCUCCAUCUUCCGUGCUAAUGUGACUAAAGCCCGGAGCAAAACACCAGUUGUCUUAAAGCCUCCAGCAACACAAGAAACCUCUCCCAUCUCUUUGCACCUGCCGGUCAAGACCUCCCCUCCUGAUACAAAAGAGCAUGCUGUUGAAGAGAUCCCUGAUGUCAUCCUGAUCAAAGAUGAAGAGGAUACUGGAGGAUGUGAGCCAAGUGAAAGUCAGGACACCUUCCUGAAUCCCUCUGUACAGAGUGAGGUUGCCACGGGGCCACAGAACAUAGAGCCUGUGGGAUCUUCUUCUCUGACAGGAAGUAACAAGGAGCUGAGAAUCAUCAGCGUUUGCGGACGAGGACAAGGGCCUCUCCAGGACGAGAUUGAAACCCUCUUUGCUCCAACCGAUCAGCAGGUUUUUAACUCUCAGGACCUCACAGUCACCCAAGACGGUUUCCUAAAUGUCUUUCCCAGUGCCAGUGAUCGAGCCCCGCUGAAAACUAGCCAGCUGGACAGACUUCCCUCAUCUCAGACAACCAUAUUAAGAACAGCCGACAGUACCGGAGGACAUCCCAGUCACAUUGACCAGUUCCCCCAGCAGUUGAAUGCCAUCUUUCCAUCUCACACAGUUAACAAAUCUUUAGAUUGCAACUUUUGUGGCAUGCCCUUCCCCAGUCGCGAGGACUUGAUGGCACACAAGGCCACUCAUACAGGGGAGCUGCACAUUUCCUGCGCAAUGUGCGGCAAGUCAUUUGCCAACAAGACCACGCUGGGCAUCCACAUGCGCAUACACACUGGAGAGAAGCCGUACGCUUGCUCACUUUGCGGGAAGCGCUUCACGCAGAACGGCAGCCUGAAGAUUCACCUGAGGACGCACUCCGGGGAGAAGCCGUACUCCUGCUCCCAGUGUGCGGCCAGCUUUAACAACCCCAGCAACCUCCGGAGGCACAUGAUGACGCACAACACUAACGGACCGCUCUGACCGCGAUUCGUGGAAAAGGAUCUUUUAUAGUGCCCUGAAAAAGUGUUUGCCCUCUUCCUGAUUCCCACAAAGACAACCCAAGUAAAUCUAAAAUUUAGUUUCUAAAUGAUUUUAUUCAUAAUUGCGGAAGAAAAAUACAAACUCCUCUGGCUGUAUAUGAAAAAGUUUGUGCCCAAACCUAAUGACUGUUUGUUUUGGUUUGGCUUACCAAUCAUGUGUUAGCAAUUUUCUCAUUUUGAGAAUAAUUGCCUUUUUGGCGUGUGGGACUCCGGAGGCAGCUGACAGGUGCCGGCCGGCCAAGCGGAAUACAGCUUCAGCGGUCACUUAAGCAAAAACCCGGGCGUGGGAGGAGUUUAGAGAAGCCAGGAAAACAACUUCCGGUCGGUUUUUAGGAAAUUUUGGUCCAACAUCCGGCACCUCAGGACGGGGAAGCAGUGCACUAUUAACACUGUGGAAAGUGGAGAUGGGGCGCUGCUGCCCUCAACUUGGGUCGGUGGGGAUAACACAUCGAAGACCUCCUUAAUUCCAACAACACACUUUCCAUUGAGGAAACAGAACCUGGAGACUCUGAGGUGGACUCUCCUAUCUCUGGGGCUGAAAAAACCGAGGUGGUCAAAAAGCUCCUUGGUGGCAAAGCAAUCAUUUUCAAAGGGGGCAAAUACUUUUUCGUGGGACGGUACUUUGAUAUGGCACUGUGAUCUUCCUUGCGUGUUUCGCGAACAUAACUUGUUCGUUUAACCUUUGUUUGAUACGCUUCUCUUUUGGACAGAUGGGGAUUAGAACAGAGACCAAACAUUACAUGAUAAUAACGCCAGCAGUAGCAAAUAAGCCAUCAUCCUGUUGUACUACAGAGAAAUAUAUCUUUAAUGCUGAAAAUGACCUAAAGCCAGCCAAUAAUAUCACUUAUGAUUACAUUUACUUUAAGUCUACUUUAUGAUGCUACUGUACUUACCUCACCCCAAUGAUGGUUGAAUCUUGUAUUGCUACAACAUUGUGCACAACAGCACACGAUAUUCAGAAACACCUUAACUUCAUUGUUACCUCUGCAAUGUGUUAUUAGAUUGCGGUGCUUUGUAAUUAGUUGUACAAAGUACUUUACAUAAUAAUAAUUGUUCCAUCAAAUUCAGACAAAAUUCCACAUUUGAAUGAAACAUUUACUCCCUUCCACUUUGCACCUCUUACAAUAGCUGAUCAGUCAGGUUGUGCAGUUUUAAAAUGUAUAAAUCAUGUCGACUUAUAAUUUUAAGCAAGAAAGUCUAAUUUAUAUUUGAACUGUUUGCAUUACACAUCUAGCAACAGACAGGUGACAAAUAGCAUUUGGCGGUUUGCUUAUGGGGUAAUUUAUAUGUUUUAACCUACCUCUGUUGUUGUUGAACUUGUCCUUACUUUGUGUACUUUUGUACUGUUCUUUCCUGUAGUUCCUACUGGAUAAUAACUUAGUAGCUUUGUUGGCUAAACAUAAAUAAACAUGUUUCUUUUU
Molecule: messenger RNA, 2871 nt
Organism: Hippocampus comes (tiger tail seahorse)
Lineage: Eukaryota; Metazoa; Chordata; Actinopteri; Syngnathiformes; Syngnathidae
Product: zinc finger protein 8-like
Exons: 4
Coding region: 180-1391 (403 amino acids)
Biological process (GO): regulation of gene expression
Cellular component (GO): nucleus
Source: RefSeq, a predicted model, not a curated record